AACCCCCGCCACGCCAUGUCCGAGUUUCCCAAAAAUUGGCGGGACGGAGCAGAUCACCAGCUUCACUUCACAGUCUCUCACGACACAAUCUUGCGUGCCCUCGUUUGGGAACCCGAGUCGAGACGGUCGGGCUUGUGAUCCAGCUCCGCGGCAAUGUCCCCCGGGGUUCGGCAUCUAAAUGUCCUGGGCGAGUUCAAGCCCUUCGGUUUGGUGGCCGAAGCGCUUGACGGCAAGCCCCAGGACGACUCCGCCGACAAGUACGAUUACUUCCUUUUCGACUCCAAUGUCGCUCGAGAAGCAGGUAAAAGCGCCUCGACGAGCGGCUUCGGCGAUCACGAGAUUUUCAUAAGAGGGAACAGGAUCAUAUGGACUACAGGUUCACGAGUUUAUAAAAGAUUCACAGUAGCCUCUCCAGUCAUCACGGCAUGCUGGUGUCACCUGGGUGAUAUGGGUGAGGCGCUCCUCUGUGUCUUGCAAGCCGAUUCUUUGACAGUCUAUAAUGCUUCAGGUGAAGUCGUGACGAUCCCCCUUCCUCAGUCCAUCUCUUCAAUUUGGCCUCUUCCAUUUGGUUUACUGCUGGAGCAAGCUGCAGAAGGAGACUUCUCACAUAACAUCCAUUUCUCAUCAUCAAUCCUUUCAUCUGGUGCUUGUGACACUUCGCACCCUAGAAGAGAAAUUGGACAUAGUCCGCAAAGUAAUUUUAGUUGCAUGAGUCCAUUCGUUAACGUACUGAAGGGAGAUACAGCUUUGUUGUCUUCACAUUUGAUUCUCAAGGAUCCAAUGGAAGAUCCACAAUUUGUGUAUGUUGAAGACAGAGGAAAACUUACCAUAAUGAAGGGUUAUAACGAAAGGACUAUAUGGACCAGCGAUCAAGUACCCUUGAUGGCGUCAUAUAAUAAAGGAAAAGCUCAACACUCUUUAUGGGUGGCAGAAGUUGUUAAUCCUACUGCAGAUGAGGCGAUGUCUAGUUUGCCAGAUGUAAAUCCUGUGGGAGUUCAGCUGAAACAGUUCUCCUUCCACAGAAUUUGGCAGGGAAAAGGUGCUCAUGCGGCUGCUUGUAAGGUUUUUAUGGCAAUUGAUGAUGACACAACUCCAAUAAUUUGUUUUCUUCUACAAGGACAGAAGAAGUUGUUAUCCUUAAGGCUUCAAAUUUAUGAAACAAACAGCGACGUCCUUUUUGAUGUCAAGCCCGACAUGAGCUGGAGCAUACCUGCUGUAUCAGCUGCCCCGGUGGUUGUGACACGGCCAGGAGUAAAAGUGGGACUUCUUCCUCAUACGGACAUUAUUGUGUUGGCACCAGAAAACACCCUUCUUCUUUAUUCAGGGAAGCUAUGCCUAUGUAGGUAUUUGUUGCCUUCUUGUCUGAGUAGGUGUCGGCAUCUGCAUAACGUGGAGUUCUCAGCAAAUGUAGCAGUGUCCCAUGAUGUAAAAAUCGUUGGACUAGCAGAUGCCGUUGAAGGGCGUGUUAAUAUAGUUAUCAGCAAUGGGCAGAUGUUUCGUUGUGCAUUACGUCAAAGUCCUUCAUCUUCAUUGGUAAAAGAUUGCAUGGAAGCAAUGACUGAGGGGAUGAUUUCUAGCCUCUAUAAUCAUUUUCUCGCGCUUCUUUGGGGGGAUAAUGAUGUAACCUACUUAUCAAAGGCCAAUUCAAGUGUUGACUCAGAAUGGGUCUCAUUUAGCAGCAUAAUGUUGCAAAUGUGCAGAAGAUCCACAUCCAUUUCAGAGAAACUUCCGGUUUCAACUUGUCAGUCAUCAUGGGAUUUCCUUGUGAAUAGCCAAUUCCAUCAAAAUUACUGCAAACUGAGCUCUUUUACUGGAGCUUCCUCUCAAGAUGAACUAGAGAGUCAGGCAGUAGAGUGCAGUAGAUCGGUUACAGAAGCUAAGCCCACAGAAGAUAACAUAUUUUACUCUGAGCUACUGGUGAAGAGUUUAGAUUCUUUACAUGCAGUAUAUGAAAGCCUCAAACUUGAUAAUCUGCGGAAGCUGGAUUUGGAGCUUUUAGGAGUUCUCUUAUGCAAAAUUGCCAAGUUUUUGGGUGAGGAGUGCUAUCUAGAUCACUAUGUUCGUGAUUUUCCUUAUCUCUUCAAUAAUCUUGGGAUGCAUAACUCUUCGUUGUCUGGAAGAUCUCCACCCAAUUUGUUCAGAUGGCUUGAAAACUGCUUGCAACAUGGUUUUAGCUCUGCUGAUACCAAUGAUCUUCCACCUUUAGUUUGUAAAGAGGGAAGUUUUGCUGCAAGCCGAGCCAAAAAAAUAGUUUCUUUUUAUAGUUUACUAUUCGGUGCCCAGCAGAUAGGAGGUAAUCAUCCAUGUGGAGUUUGCUGUAAUGUUGCUAUGGGAUCUUAUUCUACUGCUGAGGAGCAUACUGUCUUGGCAAUGGUCGGUGAAAAAUUUGGACUGCAACAACUAGACAGCCUACCUCCUGGUGUGUCUCUUCCUUUGCGACAUGCUUUGGACAAGUGUCGAGAAUCUCCUCCUACUGACUGGCCUGCUGCUGCUUAUGUUCUUCUUGGUCGGGAAGAUCUUGCCCUUACUCGUAUAGAGCAGCCAUGCAAAGCGAGUGUACAAGAAGCACAAGCAAACGAGAAUUUGAUUGAGAUGUCCACUCCCUACAUGCUUCAUUUGCAUCCUGUGACAAUUCCAAGUGUAAUUUUUGAUUCAUUUGGUUCGGAAAAUGCUAAGUUUGAGGAUGCAGAUUCGACUGAUGGAUCUGUCACAGAUGGUAUGGAGCAUAUCUUUACUUCUUGCAUUCAGUUGCGGUAUGGCCGGGAUUUGCGGCUGAAUGAGGUUAGGCGUCUCCUCAGCUCUGCAAGACCCGUGGCAAUUCAAACAUCUGUCAACCCUAGUGCUUCUGAUCAGGACCUCCAACAGGCUCAGUUAUGGCAGCUUGCACAAAGAACCACUGCUCUUCCCAUUGGUCGUGGCGCAUUCACUCUUGCCACUAUUCAUACGCUAUUGACUGAAGCCUUUACAGUGCCAAAGCUUGUUUUAGCCGGUCGAUUACCUGCCCAGCAGAACGCAACUGUGAAUCUGGAUCCAAACAUGAGGAAUAUACAAGAACUUAAAUCUUGGCCUGAGUUUCAUAAUGCUGUUGCCGCUGGUCUAAGGCUGGCCCCGCUUCAGGGAAAAGUGUCAAGAACAUGGAUAAUAUAUAACAAGCCCAAAGAGCCAAAUGCUGUACAUGCAGGUCUUCUUCUUGCUUUGGGACUGCAUGGAUAUCUACGUGAUUUAAGUAUCAGCGACAUAUACAAGUAUUUCUCACAGGACCAUGAAAGCACUACUGUGGGAAUAAUGAUGGGCUUGGCAGCUUCUUAUAGAGGGACAAUGCAUCCAGCAAUUUCAAAGGUUCUUUAUGUUCAUAUACCUGCUCGGCAUCCAUCAUCUUUUCCCGAGUUAGAGUUACCAACACUUGUGCAGUCAGCAGCACUUAUGUCAGUGGGGCUUCUUUUUGAAGGUUCAGCACAUCCACAAACAAUGCAAAUUCUUUUGAGUGAAAUAGGUCGAAGAAGUGGUGGAGACAAUGUGCUUGAAAGAGAGGGUUAUGCCGUCUCUGCAGGGUUUUCAUUUGGUCUUGUUGCGCUUGGGCGUGGCCUGGACAUGCUUGGAUUUGUGGAAACUUUGCUUGAUAGACUGUUUGACUAUAUUGGUGGCAAAGAACUUCACAAUGAAAGAUCUUAUUUGUUGACACCCUUAACAGAGGAACACAAUCGGGGAUUUGGGCAGGUUACUCCAGCUAUGAUGGAUACGGCGGCAUUCAAUGUUGAUGUGACUGCACCUGGGGCUAUUGUUGCCCUUGCUCUAAUGUUCUUAAAGACUGAAUCCGAGGUGAUUUUAUCUAGGCUUUCAAUUCCUUGCACACAGUUUGAUUUGCAAUAUGUAAGGCCUGACUUCAUAAUGCUUCGAGUUAUUGCUCGAAACAUGAUCAUGUGGAGCAGGGUUCAUCCUUCCAAAAAGUGGAUUGAGUCUCAGGUGCCUGAAAUAGUGAAAAUUGGUGUUGAAGGCCUUCGAGAGGAUGUUGGGAAUCUCAUGGAGACUGAUGUAGAGGCACUUGUUCAGGCAUACAUAAAUAUAGUAGCUGGAGCAUGUAUUUCUCUUGGUCUUAAGUUUGCUGGUACCAUGGAUGGAAAUGCGCAGGAGUUGCUGUAUGAAUAUGCAGUCUACUUCCUAAAUGAGAUGAAGCCUGUUGCUGCUACUAGUGGAAGCAACUUUCCCAAGGGGCUGGCCGAUUAUGUUGAUAGGGGCACACUGGAGAUUUGUCUUCAUCUUAUUGUGCUCUCUCUUUCUGUGGUGAUGGCAGGUUCUGGACAUUUACAAACGUUACGCUUAUUGAAAUUUCUCCGAGGACGAAAUUUAGCUGAUGGUCAUUCUAAUUAUGGAACACAGAUGACAAUAAGCUUGGCUCUUGGCUUCUUGUUUCUUGGGGGAGGUAUGCGCACAUUUUCUACUAGCAACAGCUCGAUUGCUGCUUUGCUGAUUACCCUCUAUCCAAGUUUGCCUGCUGGACCAAAUGAUAACCGUUGCCAUCUUCAGGCAUUCAGACACUUGUAUGUUCUAGCCACAGAAGCUCGCUGGAUUCAGACAAUCGAUGUUGACACUGGUUUGCCCGUUUAUGCUCCUCUUGAGGUCACUAUAAAGGAGAGCGAAAAUUAUUCGGAAACUAGUUUUUGCGAAAUUACCCCUUGCAUUCUACCAGAGCGUUCUAUUUUGAAAUCUGUCCGUGUUUGUGGCCCUCGAUAUUGGACUCAAAUCAUAAACCUUGUACCUGAAGAGAAACCAUGGUGGACAUAUGGUGUGAAGAAUGACCCCUUCAAUUCGGGGACCCUAUACCUUAAACGAAAGGUCGGAGCUUGUUCAUAUGUGGAUGAUCCCAUAGGGUGUCAGUCGCUGCUAUCUCGAGCAAUGCACAAGGUUUUUAGUAUGACCAAUUCGAGAGCAAGUAGUGGGGAUUCUGCUGGAAAUUAUAUCUCUGUUGAUCAGUUAGUCAGUACAUUCUCAUCAGUGCCCAGUUUGAUUGCUUUUGCACAGCUCUGCCGUGACCCAUCUUGGAAUAGCAGGUACAGACCAGAUGUUGAUUUCCAAGAGUUUUGUCUGCAAGUUCUAUUUGAAUGUGUGAGCAAGGACAGACCAGCCCUUUUGCAGGUCUAUUUGUCAUUGUACACAACUAUGGAAUUGAUGGCUGACCUGGUUAUGAAUAAUCGUGAUGUUUUAUGUGAUUCAGUCUCCGUCUCAAGUUUAAAGCUUGCUCUUGCCUACACUCAGGCAUCAUUAGGUGGAAAGCUCACCAAUGCAAGAGGCAGUGUUGUUCAGUCCAUUUUUAUAGGUUCACUUCGAAAACGGUUGGAAGAUCUCUUCAAAUGUUCUCGGCAUUUGAGAGAUGAUUUGCAUAGUUACUUGAAACUGGGAAGGUGGCCCGCUGAUGGAUCUGAUGGAAAGAGAAGGUCGAUAAUCCUUUCCUGGUAUCUCCAGUGGUUUGGCGUACCUUCUCCAUCUGCUGUGGAGAAAGCCGUGAAGAAAGUGAAUGCAAAGUCAGUAUCAUCAUCAUCUUUGGUUCCAUUACUGCGGCUACUAUUGCCAAGUACUCACAUCAGUGCUCUCAGUGAGAUAGGGAGGCUUCUAUGCUCCUCAUGACGAGUGAUUGAAGCAUUUCUCGUCAAGCUUAAGGAGUUCUCAUCAUGAGUUGCCGCUCUUCCAUUUUGUGGUUUAGCACAUCGGUGCAGCAUUCUACAAUCAUCUUCAUACUCAGGCAAGCAAACGGCAGUCUUUGUCAUUUGUGCAUUCUUGGAUAGUCGAAAUCGGGAGGCAGCAAAGGAAACCCCGUUGUUUCCAAUGCCCAAGAGUUUAGCGGGCAAUCCAUGUCACGCUUGUUGUACGACACUGGCUUUAUUUAUAGCUACCAGAUGCUUGUAUAGUAAUGUGAGGGAAGAUCUGGCAGUUCUUUUCCGGUUUCUUAUGUAUAACUUAUUGUACCCACAAAAAUGUACUUGUAAUUGGACAGAUUUCAGUUAAGCAAGGUCUUGGAUACAUGGCCAAAAGAGGGUUCCUAACGCAUUAACUUAAACGCAAA
Molecule: messenger RNA, 6058 nt
Organism: Rhodamnia argentea
Lineage: Eukaryota; Viridiplantae; Streptophyta; Magnoliopsida; Myrtales; Myrtaceae
Product: anaphase-promoting complex subunit 1
Exons: 37
Coding region: 154-5622 (1822 amino acids)
Biological process (GO): anaphase-promoting complex-dependent catabolic process; metaphase/anaphase transition of mitotic cell cycle; protein K11-linked ubiquitination
Cellular component (GO): anaphase-promoting complex
Molecular function (GO): molecular adaptor activity
Source: RefSeq, a predicted model, not a curated record